Messenger RNA from Halichondria panicea, 785 nucleotides. RefSeq names its product Bardet-Biedl syndrome 2 protein homolog. The transcript is spliced from 5 exons. NCBI's taxonomy places the organism in Eukaryota, Metazoa, Porifera, Demospongiae, Suberitida, Halichondriidae. The record is from RefSeq and is a predicted model, not a curated record. Gene Ontology annotation, biological process: non-motile cilium assembly. Gene Ontology annotation, cellular component: ciliary basal body; motile cilium; BBSome. Bases 1 to 612 code for a protein of 203 amino acids.
AUGAAUGAGGACGGAGUGCCUGAGGUGAUAACAGGGUGGUCGAGUGGGAAGGUGGACGUUCGUAGCAGUCAGACCGGUAACGUCAUUUACAAGGACACCUUCUCCUCCACUGUGGCCGGCAUUGUACAGGCUGACUACCGAUUGGAUGGCAAAGAGGAGUUGAUCUGUUGCUCUGUGGAGGGAGAGGUCAGAGGUUACCUGCCUGCUAGUAUGGGGAUGGUCUCCCAGCAACACAGCCUGUCAUUGGGGCCGGAGAGCAAGGCACUGCAGGAGCUCACAAAGAGAAGACAGGUGUGUGAGAACUUAACGAUGGAGCUAAAGAAUUUUGAAAUCAACGAAAAGGUAGCCUCGUCCAAGGACCCUGAGGGGGAGGUGGGUGUGUCUGGUCCUAUGGGGGUGAUCCCGGCCAGCACCAUGCUUAAGACAAAGUUUGGAGUCAUCAUUCCUGACGGAGAGACACAGGGAAACGCCUCAGUGAGUAGCUGCUUGUGCUCCAUCCUGGUACAAGUGCAAAGAGUGCAAGUCAGCACUAAAGAAAGAGGGUUAAAGAAUCAAACUCCUAAUUUGAGAGAAUGGACAUCUCUCAUGAUGACUUGCCGAUUCACUGGGUGACUACAGAGUGGGAGAGGAGUACUUCAUGCACGUUUACAAUUAGAACAGCGACUCCAUGCAGUGUUAUAGUAGUUUCAUAAUUAUAAUGAAUUUUAUAUUAAAGUUAGCUUAUUUAUAUAAACUCACUGAGAAGAAAAUACUUAUUUACAUGCAUCUAUUAUUAUUAUCUAUUG